ACAAUUUCCAGUUCGUUCCUCUUAUAAGCGCGAUACAAUGACGCCAGCAAUGUGUGUGUUGUGCUGAUUAACCCCUGGUUACCCCGUUCCCGCCACCAAGCACAGAGUAAUUUGAUUACGUGGUUUCAGUUUUUGCGGUUGGUCAGUUCAGUGAUUAUCUAAUUGAAGAGUGUAACAGUGAGAAUUUUUCUAUUAUGAAUUUGCAUUACUCAAUGCUUUGAUUACCCUUUGACCGAUAACAAUUUGUUUCAGUUUUUUGUAUAGCAUAAUGAAAAAUAUGAAUGGAAAAGUUGAAGGAUCAAGGAGUUCUCAUGAAAAUGUUCCAACAACAAGUACAGUUGCCCCCUGCGUUGAUAGUCGUUGUUUACGUUUCGCGUGUUUUAAUCUUUUGGCAGCCCCCAUUGUUUACCCCGAUCUGUUGUUUAGCCCAAGAUCAAGGUGAUGUUGCCUAACCCGAAUUCCAUUGACGUCACCGCAUCUGGCCCAGAGGACCAACUAGCGGGGCUUAUCCUGAUGCCAGGGGUCAGGGGUGAGUUGACAUUCGUUUUUAUUUAUUCACUGUUUUUUUUUGUUUGUUAGCGUGGCCGACAACUGUCAACGGGAAUUAGCGACAAACUGACGACAGCAAAACGGACGCAAAGUGGAAAACGAGAUAAGCGCACUUAAGUGUAACCAACGAGGAUAAUACAUAACGUACGAGUCGUUAUUUCUGACGCGUUAACACGGCUCGGAACCGCUGGAUAUCGAAGUCAGGCGCUGAGCAAUUGGACUCCACGGCAGUCAGUUGCCCAAGAUCGCGCGAGAGGCUUAGACACACGGAGGGAGUAGCCCAGUAACUAGACUUUCAUAUCACCCGUACUAACUGAUAGAGCAAAUAUAGUCGGCCGCCCAUGGGAAAUGAGCGAAAUUGCCACCUGACUGACAUCCCCCUAAAAAGUUGUUAGUUGUUAUUACAGCAUUCCAAAAAAACAUAUCUUUUCAUACGGAAUUCGACUAAAGCGGAAGAGAACACUGACGGGGGAAACCAGAGAUUGUGUAUCGAAUCCAUCGCUUAGCCAGCUAUGUCGGAGGCUGCCACGCCCCCAGGAUCAGUGCCAGGAACAGUAUUCCCACCUGGCUUCGAUCCCACUGCCGAAUCGGUGGAGAAGACUCUCUGCUUCCGGGGUUUCUGGGCCUGGGCCGUGCUGAUAUUCCUGAUUGUUCUGGGCAUAUUGCUCUUCAUGUGGCUGCUGCGCAAGUGCAUCCAAGGACCGGCCUACCGGAAGGCCAAUCGCAUCGAUGGCAAGGUGGUCAUCGUCACCGGCUGCAACACGGGCAUUGGCAAGGAGACGGUCCUCGAGUUGGCCAAGCGGGGUGCCCGCGUCUACAUGGCCUGUCGGGAUCCCGGUCGGUGUGAGGCCGCACGACUGGAUAUCAUGGAUCGCAGUCGCAACCAGCAGCUCUUCAAUCGCACCCUGGAUCUGGGCUCCCUGCAGUCGGUGAGAAAUUUCGUGGAGCGCUUCAAGGCGGAGGAAUCCCGGCUGGAUAUACUGAUCAAUAAUGCCGGCGUUAUGGCCUGUCCCAGGACCCUCACAGCCGAUGGCUUUGAGCAGCAGUUCGGUGUCAAUCAUCUGGGACACUUUUUGCUCACGAAUCUGCUGCUGGAUCGACUGAAGCACAGCUCGCCCAGUCGCAUUGUGGUGGUCAGUUCGGCGGCACAUCUCUUUGGGCGAAUCAACCGCGAGGAUCUGAUGAGCGAGAAGAACUACAGCAAGUUCUUUGGGGCGUACAGUCAGUCCAAGCUGGCCAACAUCCUGUUUACCCUCAAGCUGAGCACCAUCCUUAAGGACACCGGCGUAACGGUGAACUGUUGUCAUCCGGGUGUGGUCCGCACCGAGAUCAACCGCCACUUUUCCGGUCCCGGCUGGAUGAAGACCGCCCUGCAGAAGGGCUCGCUGUACUUCUUUAAGACACCCAAGGCUGGCGCCCAGACCCAGCUGAGAUUGGCGCUGGAUCCGCAGUUGGAGGGCUCCACUGGUGGCUAUUACUCGGACUGCAUGCGCUGGCCAUUGUUUCCGUGGGUCCGGAAUAUGCAGACCGCCGACUGGUUGUGGCGAGAGAGCGAGAAGCUGCUGGGUCUGCCACCGCUGGAGCCACCUCCACCUGUCCAGAGCCCCACCCAGAAUGGCAAUGGCACUCAAAACGGCAAUGGUAGUUCCAGUGCCAGUGCCAGUGCCAGUAGUAACAAUCCCGCUUCACGGGAAAUGCAAUCCGUGGAAACGGUCGUGGUCAAUCGUUCGUAGUUGUGGUCAGAGUCCUUCAUUGGAGUGCAGACCUUGCUCUUAAUUUAAUUCCCUGUAAUAUGGCGUGCUUGAGUACCCUUGGAAAUACCCAGUGCGGAAUGAGGCCGAUUCGGGUCUAAUUUAUAGAGAUAUAUAGUAAUAUAUUUAUGUUUGAUUUUCACAUGAGAUUAUUGAAAGAAUUCGGUUCUUGAUAUUGUAUAAUCCACGUUCUAUAUUAAUUAACUAUGUUUAAAAUUGUUGAUUUCCCAGGGUAUUUGAGUCUUCGGUCAAUCGAAGUUAGCUUUUGCAUACUCUCUUGUUUUUUUUUUUGUCGCUCUCGUUCUGUACAUAAUUUUAAGGAAAAGAAAACCCAUUAAAAUAAAAGUUAAACCUG
Messenger RNA from Drosophila melanogaster (fruit fly), 2655 nucleotides. RefSeq lists its product as uncharacterized. NCBI's taxonomy places the organism in Eukaryota, Metazoa, Arthropoda, Insecta, Diptera, Drosophilidae. The record is from RefSeq and is marked reviewed. The transcript is spliced from 3 exons. Gene Ontology annotation, biological process: retinol metabolic process. The coding region runs from base 1062 to 2282 and encodes 406 amino acids.